Heteronotia binoei (common prickly gecko) is the source of this 1759-nucleotide messenger RNA. It is a transcript of the gene TMEM219, whose product is annotated as transmembrane protein 219. The record is from RefSeq and is a predicted model, not a curated record. The transcript is spliced from 2 exons. Lineage: Eukaryota; Metazoa; Chordata; Lepidosauria; Squamata; Gekkonidae. Bases 291 to 1646 code for a protein of 451 amino acids.
GCCGAGGAAAGAAAAUGCAUAGGCGCAGCUUUUUCUUAAAGGGGCAGAGCCCUGAAUAGGAGGGGUCUCGCCGGAGGAGGAAGGCGCCGUAGCCAUAAAGCUGCAGGCUGAAAGAGCAGAGUUCAACAGUGCCUUUGCAGUCGGAAGGGCAAGGACUGGUCAGCCCCGCCUGGUGAUGUGAUCCCUGCCUUGGCCAGUGGCAUCAGCAAGGGAUGGGUUUUCUCUUAUAGUGCUGUGACUUCCCAAGUCUGCAGCGAACUUCAGAAGCAGUUGUGGGGGAGGAAAGAGAAAUGGAGCAAGAGUGCCUGGCCCUUGUUGCAGCCUGCGUCCAAACCUCCCAAUUGCUUGUGCAGCAAUGGAUGCUCAACAGGCGCACCGUCAUUUUUGCCAUCGCAAGGAUUCUGCAGCGGAGGCGUUUCCGCAGAUCUGCUGCAGUGCUGAGGCGCAUCCUCUCAGCCAGCGUCCGCCGCAAGAGAGCCCUGCUGCGGCUUCAUCGCAACGCUAUCGUCUCGGUGGUCACAAUGGUGUACUCAUCAUCCCCCGCGCUCCACUACGAGCAUGAGCUGAUGGCCCUGUCGGAGCGGUCGCACUGGAUGCUUCCCAGAUGCAGCGAGUGGUGGGAGCGGAUGAUCUCUUCGGAGCAGGACGACAAGUGUUGGAUUUCUUUGUUCAGGAUGUCGCGCUCCACCCUCAUGUACAUUGCGGAGGAGCUGCGUCCGGCUCUGCAGCGGCGAGACACUGGAAUGAGGUCCCACAUCCCUGUUGAGAAAAGGGUCGCCAUGACCAUCUGGAAGCUAGCUCACCACGAUAGCUACAAGACCGUCUCUGAGCUCUUUGGGGUUGGGAUUUCGUCAGCUUGCUCCAUAUUCGAAGAGGUGUGCGAGGAACUCAAUAGCAGGCUCCUGGCCCAAACCAUUCAGCUGGGAGAUCCUCAGAAAAUCAUGGAAGGUUUCAAAGAGAUGGGCUUCCCCAACUGCCUUGGCGCUAUUGACGCGGUGCACAUUUCCAUCCUGUGCCCCCCAUUCUCUGCUGACUCCUACAUUAACUGCAAAGGCUUCUACUCGAUGGUCUUGCAGGCACUGGUGGACAGUAAAUCCCGUUUCACGGACAUCUACGUCGGUUUUCCCGAGCGAUCCCACGAUUCCCGCAUCCUGCACAACUCGCCCUUCUUCAACAGCAUGGACGAUGGCACUUUUGGGCCGCAGACUUCGACAGUUCUGGAAGGCGUUUCAAUGACCCCCGUCAUCAUCGGGGACCCCGCCUACCCACUCCGCCCGUGGCUGAUGAAGCCGUAUCCUACUCCAAAAACUGCAGCACAAGAGCAAUUCAAUGAGAGACUAGCAAAGUGCCGGGCGUGUGUGGAAAGAGCAUUCGGUGUCCUCAGGGCUCGCUGGAGAUGCUUGCAGAUGAGGCUGGACGUGAGGGAGAAGCUCAUCCCUGUGGUCAUAGCCACGUGCUGCAUCCUGCACAAUAUAUGUGAAAUCAAAGGGGACGAGUUGCUGGAGCCGCUGGAAAGUCCUCCAGCAACUGAAAGUCAGAAUGCUUCAGCCAGGCCAAGGGUGCCGCUGUCAGAGGCUGGGCUGACCAAGAGAGCAUGCCAAAUAAGGGCUGCCUAUUGCUCUUAUUUUGAAAAGAAUCCUCUGUAGGGGGGGGCAGGGAAACAGGUUCACCUUCGCAUAUGAUUUCCAUGGCUGCGAAUACCAGCAUCCUUAGUGUGUGUGCCCAAGGUUAUGUCAAAUAAAAAGGAUAUGAUUUUGAA